AUGGCAAUUACACUUGUACUUGCUAUUAUUUGGGAUGGAAAGAUAUAUUUAUGGGAAAGCAUUGUCUUGGUUUUAUUCUAUAUUACAUAUGUCAGUGUGGUGGUAGUUGGUAAUUGGUGGGCGAAAGGACUGAAAAGAAGAAAAUGGCAAGAGCAAAAGGCCAGAGACGAAUAUAACCCAACUCUUGGAGUUAAUGCUGAAAAUCCAGAAAUUCCGGUCGAAGACGAUUAUGGUAGCCAGGAUGCGUAUGGCUACGAGUCAUAUGAUGAAACGGAUCUUUUAUUACCAGAAGUGGAACGCCGUGACCGUACAACUCCAAUUUCCAUGUCAAACAUAUCCCGACGUGAAGCAUCAGAGCAUUCAUUUUUAUCCGCCGGUGAAACAGUUGACCAAGCUAUGCAUUUCCAUAAACACAAAAGACCAGCGCUUCGUGGCACGAGACCUUCAUUCUUUGGAGCAAUCGAGUUCCGAGACGUGGUGAAUUCGCUCAAAUUGGAUAGUAACUCUAGACCCUUUGGUGCAUUUGGGAGAAGUUACACGUCUGAUUUUUAUACACGCAGUAGGACACUUCCGUAUAAUAAUAGAUUUAAUAAUGGUGAAGUGCGUAGAAGGUCUUGGGCUAGUUACAGUGGAACAACAGAAAGUCAUAAUCCGAUUACUAGUGAUGUGACAUUGAACACUUCUAGUCGACUUUCCAAUGAUUCUCGUCCCCCAUCAAUUUCGAAUAUGACCAACUAUAGUCAAGAAUCAAAUUCUGAUCAAAUACAACCAGACACUCCGAGGCCCCUGCAUCUCACGAUAGUUCCACCAACACCACUGUCCACAUCAUCUCUAUCCCCUGUUCAAUUAUAUGGUUCACCAUUAAGCAUGUCUCCUCGAGAUGAAAAUUUUCAAACGUCACCAUUUAACAGCACUUAUCAAAUGUCAAAUGACCUUGCAAGUUUAUCACCCAAAGUUUCACCAGUAUUAUCACCGGUGUUACAACAAUCAAAGUCAUUAAUAUCAUUGCGGGAUAAUAUCACGGCAUUAAUGGCUUUCCCGGCAUUUCUUCUGCUCACACUUACCCUUCCUGUUGUAAGUGUAGAUGACUGUUCAACGGGUGAUGAUGAGAUUAAUCCGAUCGAGAACCAAUCACACCAUCAUUUAGAACCACCUACGAUC
Messenger RNA from Acaulospora colombiana, 1161 nucleotides. NCBI's taxonomy places the organism in Eukaryota, Fungi, Glomeromycota, Glomeromycetes, Diversisporales, Acaulosporaceae. The record is from the annotation of a GenBank genome assembly.